Raphanus sativus (radish) is the source of this 1896-nucleotide messenger RNA. RefSeq names its product extensin. Gene Ontology annotation, molecular function: ubiquitin protein ligase activity. Bases 290 to 1666 code for a protein of 458 amino acids. Lineage: Eukaryota; Viridiplantae; Streptophyta; Magnoliopsida; Brassicales; Brassicaceae. The transcript has 7 exons. The record is from RefSeq and is a predicted model, not a curated record. Gene Ontology annotation, cellular component: nucleus.
UAAAUGGUGAGGGGGGAAAGAGAUAAAAUGCGAAAAUAAAAACCUUCUUUUCAAUCGUCACAGUGCGGAGAAGAAGUUUAGAAUCAAAGAAGAAACCGACGUCCCUCUCUCUCUUUCUCACCUCCUCUUUGGAUCUCUCUCUCCCUGAUUAGGUUUUAAUCAGGGAGUUUUCUCGGUUCCGGAUCAUUACAAGUCUUUGGUCUUGUCUUUAGCUCUGUUGCAGCCCUUUGAAACCUCCAAAACUUCUUACAACCUUUAUGUUCUCAAGAGGGCUUAUGCAGCAAGCGAAAUGGGACAAAGAAAUAGAUCAGUUGAUUUAGAAAUGGAGCAGCAGCAGCAGCACCACCACCAAUCUCAACCCUCUCUCCAACCAGGACCUUGCCUCCUUCUAGGCAGCUUUCCUCAACCGGUUAACAACAACAUACCUGCCAUGGUUCCUAACUCUCUUCAAGACAACUCGGCAAUGUUCUAUGGUCUUCCUCAGUACCAUCAUCAUCAGCCUGCUCCCACCAACUACUAUGCUCCUCCCUAUGUGGCGUUUCAGCCUCCCCCAAGUCAGUUACCAUCUUCUAGCAGUCAUGAGAGGAAUGCUCACUUUGUGGAUCACACACCUGGGGCUUAUAAAAGAAAGAACGCUGAAGGAAUACCUUUAAAUCCUCUUUUAGCAGCUCCGUUCAACAAUGCACCUGAGGCAGUAGCUCCUUUUGGAAGCGUAAGGAGCAGACCAGUAGCUGUUAUGAACCCUGUUCUUCCUCCUCCUCCUCCUCCUCAUGCUCCUCAGGCCCCAAACGGCUUCAUUCAAGGGAACUAUGCUGGUCAUCAUCCUUACCCACCUCCUGGCUCAAUAUGGUAUGAUCAACACCUUGGCAUACCUGAUGGUUCACCUUCCUUUUGGCCACACUCACCUUACAUGCAAGGUAGUAACAUCGUCGCUGGUUCCGUAGAGUCUAGUAUUAGAAACCCUGCGCCAUUCAUGUGUCCUCCUCCCCAAUUAAACCCGAGAGACCAUUAUUAUCACCCUCCACCUCCUCCUGUACAAGGAGUGAGAGGCCAGAGCGCCGCAUUAUACCCUCCGAUGGCUUCUUCUCCCUCAUACAGAGUCCCUUUUGGGAACUUUGCCCCUCAGAACAUAAUCAAUAGCGGUCCAGAGAUGGGUUCAGUUCAACCAACAGGGCUUCGGAUAUACCAGCAUCCUCCACCUUUAGCAGCUCUUAGACAACACCGUGGAGGAGUUCCUCGGCUUAGAGUGAUGCCUGAUGAUGAAGUUGCUAUGCUGGAGUUUGGAGACUUCCUUGGAAAUAAUCACAUUGAUCAUCAUAGAGAUAUGCGUUUGGACAUUGAGGAAAUGUCUUAUGAGGAGCUUCUUGCGUUGAGUGAGCGGAUUGGAACUGUAAACACUGGUUUGCCAGAGGAAGAUGUUAAGAACCAUUUGAAAACAAGAACAUGUUCUGUCAUCAACCAUGCAGAAAAGUCUCCACAAACUAAAGAUGGAGAAACUGAACCUUGCACCAUAUGUCAGGAAUGCUUCAAGAACGAAGAAAAGAUUGCUACUUUGGAUUGUGGGCACGAGUAUCAUGCGGAGUGCUUGGAGAAAUGGCUGAUUGUGAAGAACGUUUGCCCCAUCUGUAAAUCAGAAGCAUUGGUCAUGGAGAAGGGAAACGUAUAAUAGGAAGAAGAAUGACUUCUUUUAAUCUAAUGGGUUUAUAUUUAUAUAUAUUUAUAUAAAAAAAAGGAAACUUACAUGAAGAGAAGAAAACUGAGUUUGGUUUAUUUUUCAGCUCCAAAAAGGAUUCUGUAAAUUUGUACAUUCUUUUGUUUGUGCACAUAACAUUGUGUGUGAAUGGUCAUAGACUUUCUUUUUAUUUGGUUUCUUGGCUAAGUGAUGAUACUGAUAAA